Molecule: messenger RNA, 501 nt
Organism: Suillus discolor
Lineage: Eukaryota; Fungi; Basidiomycota; Agaricomycetes; Boletales; Suillaceae
Exons: 2
Coding region: 1-501 (166 amino acids)
Source: RefSeq, a predicted model, not a curated record
AUGUAUCUCUCUAUACAAAGAAGUGGUGCCCAAGAAGACCUUUCAACGUCCAGGAUGAUCAAGCACAUCAGAGAUGAAAUACAGAUAGACAAGACAAUGUACAUGCAUGAGCAGGAUGAUUCAGUCCCACUUGUACGAUCUCCUAGCCCACAGUCGCACAUGUGUCAAUACGUACAUGAGCUACUGGAGAUGCUUGAUCGCGUUCAGUAUCAGGUCACAUACCUGAAGAGGGACCAGGAGGAGGUCUGCAUCGCACAUCAGGCUGAGAUAGAAUGGUAUCGUGACCGCAUUGACCUCCUCAAAGAAGAGCUUCGAUAUAGGCAAGUUACCAUCGAUGUGAUCAGUGAGGAUGUUGAUCAGCUUGAAGAACAAACAGCGGGCCAAUGGAAAAAAAUAGAACAGCUGAUGAAGUGUAAACAUCAAGAAGCCAUCACGCGAAAUGAGCGCAUCAAUUUAGUUAAAGAUCUCAUAACUGGACUCGCUGACACUGCUAACUUGUGA